This is a messenger RNA of Scleropages formosus (Asian bonytongue), 2225 nucleotides long. RefSeq names its product isthmin 1 (gene ism1). The record is from RefSeq and is a predicted model, not a curated record. Gene Ontology annotation, biological process: negative regulation of angiogenesis. Lineage: Eukaryota; Metazoa; Chordata; Actinopteri; Osteoglossiformes; Osteoglossidae. The transcript has 6 exons. Bases 187 to 1539 code for a protein of 450 amino acids.
UCUCUGACUCCGGCGGAACUCCUCUUCUCCUCCAGAUCCGCCGCCUCCUCGAGUCCCGUCGUGGCUCCGCGGGGGUGCAGCGGCUCCUCGUCCGCGGCGGAUCCGGAGAGCGGGGUCUCUGGAGCUGCGGGGGGCGGCGGGAGCGCCGUGCGGCCGCGGGGCCCCAAGGGCGGCCGCCUCGGGAGGAUGGUCCGGCUGGGAGCGGAGCUGGCGCUGCUCCUGGGGCUCCUCCUGCUCACGCUGCACAUCACCGUGCUGAGGAGCAGCCCCCUGCAGCAGGGCAACGGCACGGCCUCCGCCGAGCAGCACCGCCUCAACGCGCUGCCCGCUCAGGGCGACCCCCACGGCGAGAGCGGCUCCUCAUUCCGGCCGACCCACGGAGACCGGCGCUCGGCCCCCUUCCCCCACCGGCGCACGCAGUCCCCCCACUCCGCCACCGGCAUCCUGCAGAGGGAUGGACCCGGGGCCUUCCUCCUGGACCUCCACAACUUCCCCGACCUCUCAAAGACGGGCGUAAACGGACAGAACCCCAACAUUCAGGUCACCAUCGAGGUGGUGGAUGGGUUGGAAGCGCCGGAGCCGGAGAAGGACCUCCGCAAGGAGAGCAAGCCGGCCUGGGCCGCACCCAACUGGAGGAAUUGGUGGCAGCGUUCGUCCCCUGCUGUGGCCGCCCGCCGCCCGGAGGAGCAGGAUUACCCGUACGAUGGGGACACCGACGACAGCAACUUCCUCAAGCCGAUGGAGGAGUGGGAGCAGCGGGGGGGCGGCAAGAUGCACACAGAAUAUGACUACAUCGAUGGAGACGGGGACUGGAGCACCUGGUCAUCGUGCAGCGUAACUUGCGGAAACGGGAAUCAGAAGAGGACCAGGUCGUGCGGGUACGCCUGCACGGCCACAGAGUCGCGCACCUGCGACGCGCCCAGCUGCCCAGGGAUUGAAGAUGCAUUCAAGAUCGCGGCUACCGAAGUGAGUUUGCUGACGGGGAGCGACGAGUUCAACGCAACAGAGCUCUUUGGCAUCGACACGGACAGCUGCGAGAGGUGGAUGAACUGCAAGAGUGAGUUCCUCAAGAAGUACAUGCUGAAGGUCACCAAUGACCUGCCCAGCUGCCCCUGCUCCUACCCCACCGAAGUGGCCUACAGCACGACCGAGAUUCACGACAUCAUCUCGCGUAAGGACUUCCGCUGGAAGGAUGCCAGCGGCCCCAAGGAGAAGCUGGAGAUCUACAAGCCUACGGCACGGUACUGCAUCCGCUCAUCGCUCACCCUCGAGUCCACAACGCUGGCCGCCCAGCACUGCUGCUACGAUGACAGCAUGCAGCUCAUCACGCGCGGGAAGGGCGCCGGCACGCCCAACCUCAUCAGCACCGAGUUCUCGGCCGAUCUGCACUAUAAGGUGGACGUCCUGCCCUGGAUCAUCUGCAAGGGCGACUGGAGCCGCUACCACCAGGCGCGGCCGCCCAACAAUGGCCAGCAGUGCGAGGAGAACCCUCCGGACGAGGACUACUACAGACAGUUUGAGGAAGCCAGGGAGUUCUGAAGCUGUUAUCACGUGGCUAGCAAGGAGGAAGUUGACUUUACCGAUCUUUCAGAGGGCGCAACCACUUUUUCCUCACGGCUCUUGCUGGAGGUUUUUGCCAAACCUCGGAGAGCCUCGAUAUUCAAAAGGACCGCCUCGAAAGGCGGUGCAUUGUUCUCCGACAGGCUUCCGACCGUGUUCCUCGAGGGCAAAUGGGAAAAAUGCCAAAAGCAAAUCUCCGACGUGCGGCGCCAGCGUUCUCGUCGCGUCUCACGGCGAAAUACCUAAACGAACACGUAGACAAUCGAGGAGCACGGAAGCGGCUCGUUUCGCUCCCAGCAGAAGGCGUCGGGGUGGCGGUCGCCCAUCGGCGGUCGUUCCCAGCGACCGAAGGGCACGACUACGAGAAGUGGCACUUUCUGAGUUUGAAAAGUCCGAUCUCCCGCCCGUCUCCGGGUUCGAUAUUCAGGUUCCCAUCUAAAGGACUGUACACUUAUUUAGCAUGCAUCGAGUUUCUACAAAUAACCCACAGCUGUAUUAUUAUCAUCUGUUCUCCCUGUCCUCACCCUUCUUGGAUGUAAAAUAAAAACCUCUAUUAUUUUUGUAAAGUAUUUAUUAAGCUGUAGCUACGUCCUGCGCCUUGGGCAUAAUUAUGUGGUUCAUGUUUGGAGCAGGAAAGUGCGCAUUCAAAUGUACUAAAAGACCGA